GUGAAGAUGAGAGCCUGUUUACUUUUGGUGCUGGUGGCGUUUGAGGCAAAGGCGGAUUACAGGAGCGAUGGCCUUGAUUUCAGGGGUUUCCUGCCGAGCGCCGGGUACCGCACGGAGGACCAGCUGGCCGAGCCCUCUGCGAGGGUCGAGAAGGGCGACCGCGACAGCCAGCCGGAGAGGACUCAGCGCUUCGGUAUCUCCUCUUACGGGAGCACCGGGGGGCAGGGUGGCUACGGUAGUUCAGCGCCAGGAUUGUACGGACCAGUGAAGAUCGACCUGGGAGGAGUGCUAAUCGGGUCAAUCCUUGGCUUCGGAGCUGUCAUCAUUCUGCCCAAAAUUAUCCACGCAUUGUCAUACGGCUAUGGCGGCGGUUACGGUCGAAGUCUGGAGACCGACAUGAGUCAGAUAUCGGACAUGCUGAACAAGCUCGACGAGACGCUCAGCCGUUACAACAUCGACUCGGGCGCGUGCAUGCAGCGGCUGUCGUGCUCCUACGUGCAGCUCGCCAACGAGAACAUGCUCGCUGGGAACGCUACUGACUUCGACGCAUUGCUGUCUAAUUUGUCUAACAAUUCAUUUGUUCGACGUAUGUUGGACGGCACCGCGAUCUUCGAGGCUAUCUCCGCCGGUCGGUCGAUGGACACCGACUGUCAAUCCCUGUAUCCCAAGUGCAAGAUGGACAAGAAAACUGUAGUAAAGAUUCUAACACAGCUCGUUCCUUCAUAAAGAUGUGCUAUUUUAAGAUAAUUUUAAAUAAUA
Ostrinia furnacalis (Asian corn borer) is the source of this 759-nucleotide messenger RNA. RefSeq lists its product as uncharacterized. The coding region runs from base 7 to 726 and encodes 239 amino acids. The record is from RefSeq and is a predicted model, not a curated record. The transcript has 5 exons. NCBI's taxonomy places the organism in Eukaryota, Metazoa, Arthropoda, Insecta, Lepidoptera, Crambidae.